AUGGUGUUUUUUGGCUACAUGGUCUUCAGCAUAGUGCUCGGGCUCCUGGCCGACAGGUAUGGCCGCUGGAAGAUUCUGCUGCUCUCGUUCCUCUGGGCAGCCUAUUUCUCCCUGCUGGCUUCAUUUGCCCCAUCCUACAUCUGGUUCGUGUUCCUGCGGGCCAUGGUAGGAGGUGGUGUGUCAGGCCACGCACAAGGGCUUAUCAUAAAAACAGAAUUUUUGCCCACCAAAUACCGAGGGUACAUGUUGCCCUUAUCUCAGGUGUUUUGGUUGGCAGGAUCCUUGUUAAUCAUUGGCCUGGCAUCAGUGGUGAACCCAACCAUUGGCUGGCGGUGGCUGAUCAGAAUUGCCUCCAUCCCUGGCAUGCUUCUCAUCCUGGUAUUCAAGUUCAUCCCGGAGUCGGCGCGGUACAACGUGUCCACGGGAAAUGUGGCAGCUGCCAUGGCCACGCUGCAGAGGAUAGCCAAGAUGAACGGGGCGGCGAUGCCCGAGGGGGUGCUGAGGGAGCCCGCCAAGGAAAGGAGAGGAAGAUUCAAGGACCUCAUCCACCCCAAAUACCUCAGAACCACUUUGCAGAUAUGGAUCAUAUGGCUUGGCAUAGCUUUCGCUUAUUAUGGCGUCAUCUUGGCCAGUGCUGAGUUGCUGGAGCGGGACCUCGUCUGUGGCUCUGCAGCACCACCGGUGCAGGACCCCAUCGAUGGCUUGGGGGAGAGCCACAGCCCCUGCCACUGCCACUUGUUUGGGCCCGCUGCCUACCAGACCAUGAUCAUCAGCACAGUCGGCGAGAUCGCAUUAAAUCCUUUGAACAUUCUCGGCAUCAAUUUCCUCGGAAGACGCCUGAGCCUGUGUAUCACCAUGGGAUGUACAGCGCUAUUCUUUCUUCUCCUUAAUAUCUGCACCUCGAGCGCAGGCAUGACUGGGUUUCUCUUCAUGCUCCGUGCCUUGGUUUCAGCAAACUUCAACACCAUCUACAUUUAUACAGCAGAGGUUUAUCCCACCACAAUGCGAGCCCUGGGGAUGGGAACAAGUGGGUCAUUGUGCCGUGUUGGAGCCAUGGUGGCCCCGUUUAUAUCACAAGUUCUUAUGAGUGCUUCCUUCAUCGGAGCCCUCUGCCUCUUCUCAUCCGUGUGCGUCGUGUGCGCAAUCUCUGCCUUCACACUGCCCAUCGAGACCAAGGGCAGGGCACUGCAGGUUUGUAAUUACCACUCCAGGAGCUCCCAUGUAUCUCAACGCUAUUUAGAAACUCACAGAUUACGAUUCAGCCAGAACCCAAACCACGCUCUCCUGAGCGAUCGUAAACCCAAGUCAGGCCUGAGAGGCAAGCACAGGACCGUGCUGUUGCAGCAGCUUAAAGCACCGUCACCCCAGUUGCCUACAGCUCGUUUCUCAUACAAGAACCACCCAGGCGGCCUGCCCUAGCCCCAGCUACCUCAUGCAAGCCUGUUAGCUUCAGCUAGCGCAAGCCCCUCUUUGCCAGAAUCUCUGGUCCUGACCUGAAGUCACUGCUUCUGCCCGUGCUGCAAGGGAGAGAGGAGGGCAGAUACAAGUAAUACUUGAAACCACUAAAACCACCCCUUCAUCAAAUUCAAGUCAAAAGCCCCAACGGCAUCAGCCCGUUAGCUAAGCCCUCGUGGCUAGUCUUUCCUAUAAAGCAAUCAGCCAAAACAAUAAGCACAAAGAUUAAGGGGGAAAAUUUAAAGUCAGCCAGCCUCCCAUGCACAAGCUGCACUAGUUUAACUACAGGAGGUGGGGAGCAGUUUUGUGAUUCUGGUCAAUUCAAGCUACACCGGCACGGAAAUGUUCACGGCAUGCAUGCAGCGUGCCCACAUCGCACCACCUAUUAUUCUGCAGUCUUACCUGUACAAACCAGAAGACCAUGGGCUAAACAAUCCCCAUUCUUUAGCAGCCUAGAGCAAGACAGAUGUUUGAUCAAGCUGUUUUACAUGGGAUUCAGAAUGAGACUUUAAAAAAACCCCAUAUAUACAAACACACACGUUACAUAUAUACACACACACGCUUAACUUCAUUGGGUCACAUCUCCUGGGGUUUCCCCAAGGUGCAUGGGACAGUUGGCCUUAGGGUGUUCAGAAAAGCAACACACUAAUCAUUGCCUGCUUCUUUAAAUGCUUAUCUUUUAGAAAUGCUUGUUAUUUAUGGGUUUACGCCAUUUAAAAUAUCUAUACGAUCUGUAAAAGACUGGGGAAAACAAUAAUCAAAGUUUAAGUAAGGAAGUGAACGAAGCAACUUACUUAUUCUUCCCUUGUGGGUGAAACUCAACCCCAUGCACAGAGGCCUUCAAAUGGUCGGAUUCACAAUAAUUACUAAGCAAAACACUUCAUUAAAACUGCUUUAGACCUAAAAGGAAAGCUUUGAUUCAGCUACAGUUGGAUUAACUUUGGCUAACAGUGGUCGAGACAAAUGGUUGAGUAAUGAUUCCUUAAUGGGAUCCCCCCUUUUCAUGGGAACUUAAUUCAAUAGCAUUACCAUCCUCCUUGCUACAAAUAGGAGUUACAAGCUCCAGCUGCUGGCUUUUACAUGCACAAGUCAAAAGGACAGGAAUACAAAAAUCUGCAGAACUAGCUGCAUACUCAGAGAAGCCACCAUUAGAUCGCAAAUUCAACUUGCUCACUCUUAGCUCAUGGUUAUUUCAGAGAUUACAUUUGUGUACGUAGUCACUCAGGGAUUGCUGAAUCAUGACUGUUGAAUGUACUGUCCAAGGGCCUCACACAGUACAGUCAUCCAACCCACACAAGAAUUGCAGCAUGUGAUGUAAAAGCUCUUCUAAAAUGGCAAUAUUUAGUCCUAAGGCUCCAGGCAAUAGAUGUGCUCCUUAAAGCUAUGUCUAAAUGAACCAACUAAAUAAAAGAAUGUAACAACUUUUUGUGAAAUCUAGACAAUGACAUUUCAAAAGCAUAUCCACCCCUGUUCAGGUUAUUAGGACAGCAUCAGUCCACUCACAAAGCAGUCAUAGGGAUUGCCUAUCAGAGGCAAGACAUUUUGAUACAGCUAAAUGCAUA
Messenger RNA from Egretta garzetta (little egret), 3017 nucleotides. It is a transcript of the gene SVOPL, whose product is annotated as SVOP like. The record is from RefSeq and is a predicted model, not a curated record. Bases 1 to 1419 code for a protein of 472 amino acids. Gene Ontology annotation, molecular function: transmembrane transporter activity. Gene Ontology annotation, biological process: transmembrane transport. Gene Ontology annotation, cellular component: membrane. NCBI's taxonomy places the organism in Eukaryota, Metazoa, Chordata, Aves, Pelecaniformes, Ardeidae. The transcript has 11 exons.